This is a messenger RNA of Gasterosteus aculeatus aculeatus (three-spined stickleback), 2734 nucleotides long. Its product is annotated as butyrophilin subfamily 1 member A1. The record is from RefSeq and is a predicted model, not a curated record. Gene Ontology annotation, biological process: T cell receptor signaling pathway; regulation of cytokine production. NCBI's taxonomy places the organism in Eukaryota, Metazoa, Chordata, Actinopteri, Perciformes, Gasterosteidae. Gene Ontology annotation, molecular function: signaling receptor binding. Gene Ontology annotation, cellular component: external side of plasma membrane.
UGUUCACACCUCGACCGGCAAACCGACGUUUGCCGACCCUUGUUCUGGCACACUCAAGCCUUUUAGAACCAAUGGAAACGAGUGCGUCGACACGACGGUGCGUAAUUCUCUUGCUAUCCAGGGGGAGCAUAUUUUCAAGGCGUCCGCAGAGCAGAAGACCGUUUUCCUUAAUCAUUAAUCUCCGACUGUUUCCGGAACAUCAGAAGUGAAAGUGCGAGGUCCAGGAAAAUGGCUGGUUAAGAACGCGCGGUGUUGAAGGUCGUCGUUUUCCCAACAUUAAUCGAAACUGUUCUCGAGUCCUCUCGAUUUUUAUUCUCUCUUAUUUGGUACAUUCAAAAUCUAAAGCCAUCGAAGAGCAGCGGAGAUUUUCAUUCCUGGAGUCACAGCAGCACGAUGGGCGCGCUGAUCAUGUGUAUGUGCCUUGUGGCCGCUCUUGGUGCACCUUUGUGUGGCGCCUCUCCAGUUUCAGGAAGCCUUGAGGUUUUAGUGAGGACUCCUGUCUCUGUGCGACGCGGCCACACCAUCACACUACCAUGCUGGAACAAUCCACCACAGAGUGCAGAUAGUUUGGAGGUCUCCUGGUAUCGUAACUACGACGCCCCAAUCAUGUCUUACCGGGGUAAGAAGUUUGAGAAUGCAUCCCAGGAUGCUUCGUAUGUGGGCCGAGUCUCGUUUGGCUUGAAGGACGCAGCGUCUGCUGGGCUGACGGAGGGCGACGUGAGCCUGAAGCUCGAAAAAGCCACAGUUAAAGAUGCUGGAGAUUACAUUUGUUACGUCAGCAGUGAACGUGGUUACGACAGGGCAACCGUCAGUCUCUCUGUGACAGAAGUGGGAACCUCCCCGCUCCUGUCAGCAGUGUGGGAAGAAGACAACAUGUUGAAUAUGAGCUGUGAGUCAGAAGGCUGGUACCCAACGCCGUAUCUGCGCUGGUCGGAUGGAAAACAGCUUCUUCAAUCCACCAGAAGUCUGAGGUACAGCGAGGACUCGUCCGGUCUUCAGUCUGUCCACAGUUGGCUUCUUGUCUCCAGCUCUUCUGAGGUUUCCUGCUCAGUAGGAAUCUUUGACGAAGAGCCGAAAGAGGCAAGAGUGCGUCUGAAAAGCCCUCCUCUUAUUGAGUCUAAAUCCUUCCUAGCUGGAUGGGUGUGUUUCGCUUUGCUCCUCUGUGCCACUGUGGUGUCUCUUGGAGUCUUGUACUACAAAAAGACAAGGAAGGAACCCAAAUUCAAAUGUGAACAUGCUGACGAGAAUGAUCACCUUUUAAGAAAAGAGAUCCCGUCACAACAUCCAUCAGAAGAGAUCAAGGAUAAAUAUGUAAACGUCACACUUCAAACAGGAAAUCCUCAUGUCAAAAUCAAGGGUUGUAUAGUGAGAGACGGCGGGGGUCCCUUUCCUGAUGGAGACGGAGUUACUUGUCUCACAGCCGUCACAGGAACACGUGGCUUCUCUUCUGGACAACACUACUGGGAGGUUUCUUUAAGGAUAUAUGAUAAUGUACCUCUGAAAGAGUCCUGGUGGGUAGGAGUUACGAGUAGAGCUGUCUUACCCACGGAGUCUGAUUUCUCACCAACUACGUCAAACGGUUGCUGGUUCCUGUCCUCUUCCCCCGAUGGCCUCCAGUUUAACAUGGAACCGAGCGUCUCACUGCCGGUCAGCUCCAGACCCCAGACGGUCGGUGUGUUUCUGGAUUACGACCACGGAAAGCUUUCCUUCUACAACGUGGAGGAGGGUUGUCUCAUUAGCAGUUUAACAACCACCUUCAAAGGUGAAAUCUUUCCAUUGUUUAAUCCUGGUAAAGGAGACAUAUCAAGUAUGAAGGUAUUACAGAGGGAAGAACCGGGUGGGUCUUGUGGUACAAAAGUCUUUGUAUCAGACAUGUCGACACCUGUAGAAGAGAAACAGAUGAACACUCCUGUAGUUGAGGGGAAAAGUGUUGAGUGACUGAAAUGGGGAACGAAGCAUCAUCUGAUAACAAGUCAAUUUUAGAGAAGACGUUUCUUAUUGUCUAUCGUUAUUUUAGCACAAACUCCAAACCAAAUGUGCAUGUGAAUAACAGAAUAACAUGGAUAGAAACCUCUCUGCAGAUGUGACGGUGGUGUCAAUCUUUUUUAUCUAAAUGAUGAAUCCACAUUUCAUUUUGUGUUUUUUUUAUACUCACUAUAGUAAAAACGUAGGCUUUCAUGUGUUUUUAUACCAUAUUAUCAAGUAUACACUGAAAUUUAUCUGCUUUAGUCUGCUGUUAUGCACCAAACCGCCAAGUCAAAUUCCUUGUAUCUCUGACAUAUGGCAAUAAAUGUUUCCUGAUUCCUGAUUAUACAAAUGUCAUUCAUACACAAAUUCUAAUCAUUUUUGAAGUUAUUAUUGCAUGUGCUGUGUGACUCCUCUUUUUGUGAAUGUGAGUACAUUUUAAGCAUUAAUUAUUUCCAUGAUACACAACUAUAUGUUGUCUUUGCUUUUGGUUAUUGUGGUCUUGUAACGGAGCAGUAAACACACUACGAACAGAAAUACUGCAGAAGUGAGUCUACAAGCCGGACACGAAGGAUCUGUGACGGCAGCACCGACAUACUCGAGAGACGCUGGUGACAAAGUGACAAAAACAGGACUCUGGCACCACCACUAAGUAACGUUUAACAUACAUGUUGGCAUCUGAUACGAGGAAGACGGCUUGACUCACAACUUAGAAUGUGUGUGUACUCUUUGUGACUCUGCUUUUUCAAUAAAUUCAAUCAAUAUGUGA